Camellia sinensis is the source of this 1841-nucleotide messenger RNA. RefSeq lists its product as uncharacterized. Gene Ontology annotation, biological process: tRNA processing. Lineage: Eukaryota; Viridiplantae; Streptophyta; Magnoliopsida; Ericales; Theaceae. Gene Ontology annotation, molecular function: tRNA dihydrouridine synthase activity; flavin adenine dinucleotide binding. The record is from RefSeq and is a predicted model, not a curated record.
UCUCUCAUCAAAGCCCAUCCAUUUGACAAAAAAAAUUGGUUCGGACUCAAUCCACACCCAAAUUACAACCGUACUUUUGAUUUGAGCGAAUACCAAACAGGAACAACACGAAACGUUCUUCACUUCGUCGCCGCCCCAACCCCCUGGCGGCGAUGGGCUGCGCUUCAAAACCCUAAACCCUUUUCUCUCGCUGUCACCGAUCUUCUCAUUCAUGGCGGUCGCCUCUUCAACUCUCCUUUCGCUUCCUGCCGACGAGGACCACCGACUUUGCUGCGAAUUCUCGGAUCCCAAACAACAAGAGAAAGAAGAAUUUGAACCUGAAUCUGUUGUGGGUAGUCCGAGAGGGUACUUGAGCGGCGAGUCGCGGAUCGAGCGAGCCUGGGCUCACUGGAAGAAGCUGGGCCAGCCUAAGCUGAUCGUGGCUCCUAUGGUUGACAACUCCGAGCUUCCUUUUCGGAUGCUUUGUCGCAAGUAUGGAGCUCAAGCUGCUUAUACUCCUAUGCUUCACUCUCGCAUCUUCACCGAGAAUGAGAAAUAUCGCUCUCAAGAAUUCACCACUUGCAAGGAGGAUCGCCCGCUAUUUGUCCAAUUCUGUGCAAAUGAUCCAGAUACUUUGUUGGAAGCAGCACGAAGAGUGGAACAUUGUUGUGAUUAUGUUGAUAUUAAUCUGGGGUGUCCUCAGCGUAUCGCUAAGCGGGGAUACUAUGGAGCUUUCUUAAUGGAUAAUCUCUCUCUUGUUGAGUCACUGGUAGAAAAAUUGGCUCUAAACCUUAAUAUCCCAGUAUCAUGCAAAAUUCGCCUUUUCCCAGAUUUACAAGAUACAAUAAACUAUGCUAGAAUGUUGGAGGAUGCUGGUUGCUCUCUCUUAGCAGUUCACGGCCGUACAAGAGACGAAAAAGAUGGGAAGAAAUUCCGGGCUGACUGGAAUGCCAUCAAGGCCGUUAGAAAUGCUGUCAGAAUUCCAGUCCUUGCCAAUGGGAAUGUUAGACACAUGGGUGAUGUCUAUAGCUGUUUAAAAGAGACGGGAGCUGAUGGGGUCCUCUCGGCGGAGUCUCUUCUUGAGAAUCCAGCUCUCUUUGCUGGGUUUCGAACUGCUGAAUGGGUAUCAGGGAGCGAAGAAACCAAUGAAGACGGAAAACUAGACCAGGCUGAUUUAACGGUAGAAUAUUUGAAACUCUGUGAGAAAUAUCCUAUACCGUGGAGAAUCGUCCGCUCUCAUGUGCACAAGCUGCUGGGACAGUGGUUCAGGGUUCAUCCGCAUGUGAGAGAGGACCUCAACGCGCAAUCCAUACUCACUUUUGAAUUUCUUUAUGAGAUGGUCAAUCGGCUUAGGGAGCUGGGCCUGAGGAUACCCCUUUACACAAAAGAUUCUUCUACAUCUGCAAACGAAAUUGGAGCAUGAAUUGCACCGUUGCAAAAUUAGUAGUAUAAAAGUUGCAGCUAGCUGCAGUUUGGAUAAUGGACCUGCAUUCUUAUGCAAAAGCACCGAAGCAGGUUAGCUCUUACUUAACUUAUCAUUCUUUCAGUAUGAGAAAGUAUAACUUCUCAAAUUGUAUCAAUUGAUAUACUUAGCCGAUUAAAUGAAGUCGGAGGAUGUAUGGACUAAAGAACAGCCAAUUUUUUAUAGGUCAACUCUUUUUAUCUGGUGAUUAGAAACUGUGGUCACUGUUAUAAGCUACACUUUGUUGGGACAGUUACUAUUUUUUUUUUUAUUAUUUAAAACUUUGAUUUUUUGCUUUGAUCAAAAUGGGCAAAAUGCGUUUUUUUACCCAUUUAAUAUGCAGUCAUUGGAUUCAAGAUGUAUUUGAAGGUUAGUUAUAUCUAGUAGAUCUGAUUAUCCA